Molecule: messenger RNA, 747 nt
Organism: Sinocyclocheilus anshuiensis
Lineage: Eukaryota; Metazoa; Chordata; Actinopteri; Cypriniformes; Cyprinidae
Product: protein FAM172A-like
Exons: 7
Coding region: 112-747 (211 amino acids)
Biological process (GO): regulatory ncRNA-mediated heterochromatin formation
Cellular component (GO): nucleus
Molecular function (GO): siRNA binding
Source: RefSeq, a predicted model, not a curated record
GACGGAAGUGUGUCUUCCUGUUUGGCAGAAGGAGGAAGCAGGAUGUGGGAAAUCUCACAUGUGCUUGUUGUUAUGGGUGACAUGCAGUAAUAUUUCUGUAGUGGUGUGUCCAUGCCUGCCAGAGCCAGCAUCUUCCUCUUCUGUUUAGUUUGGAUAACUAUGGCCCAGCUCUUGGCACAAGAAGAAAAAGAAAAAACUACUGCACUAAAAGAUUUACUGUCCAGGAUAGAUUUAGACGAGCUGAUGAAAAAAGACGAACCUCCACUGAACUUUCCUGAAACUCUGGAUGAGUUUGAAUAUACCUUCAAUGAGCAUGGUCAGUUGAGACACACACACACAGGGGAGCCAUUUGUCUUCAACUAUAAAGAGGACCUGCAUAGAUGGAACCAGAAAAGAUAUGAAGCGCUGGGAGAGAUCAUUACAAAGUAUGUUUAUGAACGCUUGGAGAACGACUGCAACCUGAAGAAGGAGAUCCUCCCUGUUGAUGCAACUGAGGAUGAACCAAAAAGCUUUAUUUACAUGAGCGAGGAUGCCCUCACUAACCCAGAGAAGAUCAUGGUUCUCAUCCAGGGCAGUGGAGUGGUAAGGGCAGGCCAGUGGGCUCGGCGCCUCAUCAUUAACGAAGACCUUAACAGCGCUAAUCACACUGUUACGACAAAGACAGGCUCCAUUAUUGCAUCUGUGGCCAAGAAGAAAGGAAAUGAGAGAGAGACAGGGGUUGGUCGUCGCCUGACACAGGAUAAUUAA